Pygoscelis adeliae (Adelie penguin) is the source of this 1000-nucleotide messenger RNA. RefSeq names its product acidic leucine-rich nuclear phosphoprotein 32 family member B. The record is from RefSeq and is a predicted model, not a curated record. Gene Ontology annotation, biological process: regulation of apoptotic process. Lineage: Eukaryota; Metazoa; Chordata; Aves; Sphenisciformes; Spheniscidae. The transcript has 6 exons. The coding region runs from base 87 to 734 and encodes 215 amino acids. Gene Ontology annotation, molecular function: histone binding. Gene Ontology annotation, cellular component: nucleus.
AGGAGCUGGUUCUUGAUAACUGCCGUUCGGACGAUGGGAAGAUCGUUGGGCUCUCUUCAGAUUUCGAGAACCUGGAGUUCCUCAGCAUGAUCAACAUCAACUUGCUGUCCGUCUCCAAUCUCCCCAAACUUAACAAACUCCGGAAGCUGGAGCUGAGUGAUAACAGGAUUUCUGGUGGCCUUGAAGUUCUAGCAGAGAGAACUCCUAACCUGACACACUUGAAUCUAAGCGGCAACAAGAUCAAAGACAUCAAUACCCUGGAGCCCUUGAAAAAGUUGCCAAACCUGCAUAGUCUGGACCUCUUCAACUGUGAGGUGACGAUGCUCAUCAACUACCGGGAGAGCGUGUUCACCCUCCUGCCCCAGCUCACCUACCUAGACGGAUUUGAUGCUGAUGACCAGGAAGCCCCCGACUCAGACCCUGAAGCAGAUGGGGAUGGACUGGAAGAUGAGUAUGAGAAUGGGGAAGAAGGUGAGGAAGAGGAUGAUGAUGAUGAGGAAGAUGAUUUGGAUGAAGAAGUCAUUGAUGAUGAAGAAGACGAAGAUGAUGAUCUGGAAGGUGAAGAAGAGGAGGACGGAGUAGAUGAUGAGGAGGAAGAUGAAGAGGAAGAUGGUGAGGAUGAUGAAGAAGAUGAAGCUGAUGAUGACCUUCCGCGAGGGGAAAAGAGAAAACGAAAUCUAGAGGAUGAAGGAGAGGAAGAUCCAGACGAUGAAGAGGACGAUGAGGAUGACUGAUCCGAGCGAGCCAAUCAGUUUUACAGACUAUGACUGUGCUUGUCUUAACCUCCCCGUUGUGUCUAUGUGAGACUGUAAAUCCCCGUCUCCCACUCCUCCCCCCUUUGUAUGGCUGCAGCGUCCACAAUAUAUUUUUUUAAGAUGUAGAAUACUGUAGGCAUUCAGGGGAAUCUUCCAUACAAGGCUCACUUUCUCACAAGUGUCUCAUGACCAAAGGCUUUCUCCGUUCUGUGGUUUGUGCAGCAGUUUGCAAAAAAAAAAAAAAA